Molecule: messenger RNA, 816 nt
Organism: Peronospora matthiolae
Lineage: Eukaryota; Oomycota; Peronosporomycetes; Peronosporales; Peronosporaceae
Source: the annotation of a GenBank genome assembly
AUGUCGCGAUGGCUUCGAAUUGGGCGAGCACCUGGUUCGUGGCCGUUUCGACCCCUUCGAAACCCUACUUCAUGCCUCCCGAACGCGGUCUUAAACCCACCCAGGUUUAAGGAAGAGGCACGUUUUGUAUCAAGUGCACCUGUUUCAGGCUCGAAACGAUUCCGUCAGCAUGUCAAUCCACUUUCAAUGGUGUACCACCAACCAAUUGAGAUUCCUGACUGGACACACCACUUUCGAGACUCUUCGCUGCCAAUUCACGUCGAUAUUGGCUGCGCUCGAGGGAGAUACCUCAUGGAAGUGGCGGCGUUAGAAGCUAUCGAACGGAACUUUGUCGGUGUGGAGAUCCGGCGUAAUGUACUGCAGGAGGCUGAGCAAGAGGUGAAGCGACGCGGCCUCUCAAAUUUGGCAUUUGUACAUGCUAAUAUGAACAUUCACCAGUCCAGACUGUUCCAGUCGCUGCCUGCACCUGUAACCAGUGUAUCCAUUCUGCACCCGGACCCGUGGAUGAAGAAGCGUCACCUCAAGCGGCGGCUGGUCACUGACGAGUUCGUUGCGGAGAUGGCGCACCAGUUGCCGAACGGGACACCGAUUUACGUGCAGACGGACGUGGAGGAACUGUUUGCGUACAUGGUCGAGGUCUUUGAAAUGUCCACACUCUAUGACUUUGAUGCUCUUCAUGAGGCCCCGUUUGGAGUGUCAACGGAUCGAGAAAAGUUCGUUUAUCAAGAUGGAGGUGGCAUCUUUCGGGUCAAGUUCAUUGUGGAUAAAGCAGAAGAGAAGACCGAGACGAGAACAAUGAUGUCUCCUGAUGCAUGA